Saxophila tyrrhenica is the source of this 624-nucleotide messenger RNA. RefSeq lists its product as uncharacterized. The record is from RefSeq and is a predicted model, not a curated record. Gene Ontology annotation, biological process: regulation of DNA-templated transcription. Bases 1 to 624 code for a protein of 207 amino acids. NCBI's taxonomy places the organism in Eukaryota, Fungi, Ascomycota, Dothideomycetes, Mycosphaerellales, Extremaceae. Gene Ontology annotation, molecular function: zinc ion binding; DNA-binding transcription factor activity, RNA polymerase II-specific. The transcript is spliced from 3 exons.
AUGGACACCAUCCCCGCCGCCGACACGGUCCAGACCUUGCCAGCAACCGAGAGCGCCGAUCAGGAAUACGCUCGGAAGAAGCCGAGCAAGCGCGAAAGUCUGACGAGAAACGCGUGCGCCGAUUGUCGCCGUAGCAAGUGUAAGUGCGACGGCGAACGACCCGUCUGCGCCCGCUGCGCCAAGCGCAACACCGACUGCGUCUACGACGUGCCCGACGACGGCAUCACCAAGAUGCAGCUGCUCGCACAGCAACUGAAGAGCGUGGACCACCAACACCAGCCUCUGGUGAACUUGUUCGAAGCCCUUACGAGCCUCCCCAAGCCCCAAGCGGACGCGCUCCUCGUGCGAAUUCGCUCCGGUGAGGAGCUCGUGGACAUCACCGCGUCUCUGAAGCAGAACGCGCCAUCUGCCGCCGGAGAGUCCACCACCGAUCCAAGUCUGAGUGAACCACCGCUUCGUCCACCUCCGCCAGCGCGCGACUUGCGGGACUGGUUCCCGAGCGCUGAGCCGGGCGGCGCCGAGUGGAGCUCCUGGAGCCAGCGCUGUGAGAGCAGCGAACAGAAGCAGCCGCAACCCGCCGGUGUGGGGUUCGACGAUGCUCGUCAGACUCCACAGGCGAACUGA